GAAGUCUUGCAGUCGCUCGCCUCGCAAAGCUUCUCCGGCCACCAUAAGGCAUGUUGCAGAAAAAGUGCUAAUAACUGCAUCCGUUUAUUUUUGUGAAAGUUGCGAGUGCACCACAAUCGUUCAUGUUCUAUUUCUCUUGAGAUUGAUCGUUAUGUGUUUGUAGUGAGUGCAAUGGCAAGUGCGAAAAUGACCGCCAAAGACCAGAAUACUAAUGGGAAGGCAUCCAUCGUUCGCGAUUCAGUGGACGUAGAAACAGGUAAACGACCCAUCGAAGUAAUCGACCUACCUGGUAAACGGAAAACCGCCGCAACGCCCAGAAGAGCAUCCAAAGUUAGACCAGUACGUGUCUUGCUACGACGAUUCGUGGCCAUGGCAGUGGUAUUGGCGAUCUUAGCGGGCCUUGGGGCCGUUAUAGGCUUUUAUUUGGGGUGGAUUUUUCUGGUGCAGUUGGUAAUUGUCUGUCUGGUGGCCUACUUAGCGGCCGGGAAGUGGCGGUGGUGCUAUGUGGCCUUGAGGACGCUGCCCAGGGAUGUACGGGGUCUUAUCGGAUUCAUCAAGCUUAUUAUUCAAAUGAAAACUUUACACAGGCGAAAUUUAACGAUUGGCGACGUUUUCCGACAAAACGUAAAAAAACACCCCGACAAACCUUGCAUUCUCUUCGAAGAUCAAGUUUGGACUUUUGCUCAGGUUGAAGAAUACAGCAAUAAGAUAGCCAACACUUUCAAGAGCCACGGCUACAAAAAAGGUGAUAAGGUUGCUCUGUUUCUAGAAAACAAACCCGAGUUCAUUUGUAUAUGGCUGGGACUUUCCAAGCUAGGGGUUAUCACUCCUUUGAUCAACACCAACUUAAGACUGAUUUCAUUGAUGCAUUCCAUCACUGUGGCCAAAUGCCAAGCUAUCAUCUUCGGAACUGAAUUAUCAGAAGCCGUCUCAGAGAUUCUCGACAAAAUCGAAUCAAAGGUGGCAUUAUACGAGAUAAGUUGUAACAACAACCAAACCAAUACUACCGACCAAAAGUUCCACAAUUUAGAUAGGCUAUUGAAAGACGCCCCCUCCACUCCUCCCCAAAUAACAGACAAAUUAGGACACCAUGAUUGCAUCGUGUACAUUUACACUUCCGGUACGACUGGACUUCCGAAAGCCGCGGUUAUAACGGCGGCAAGAUACAUGUUUAUUGCGGCCGCUAUUCACCAUUUAGCAAAUUUUACCAACUCAGAUAUUUUUUACACUCCCCUGCCGCUGUAUCACACUGCAGGCGGCUGUAUGACAGUAGGCCAAAUGUUAUUAUAUGGAUCAACUAUAGUAAUAAGAAAAAAGUUUUCUGCGUCAGGGUAUUUCGCUGAUUGUCGCAAAUACAAAUGCACGGCCGCACAAUACAUUGGAGAAAUGUGUAGGUAUAUUUUGGCAACACCUCCGAAAGACACAGAUACAGAUCAUAAUUUGCGGGUGAUAUUCGGCAAUGGAUUGAGACCCCAGAUUUGGACCGAGUUCGUCGAUAGAUUCAACAUAUCGAACGUGAGAGAAUUCUAUGGAGCUACGGAAGGAAAUGCUAAUAUAGUUAACAUCGAUAAUACCGUCGGAUCGAUAGGCUUCAUCUCCAGAAUAAUCCCUUCCGUAUACCCAAUUUCCAUUAUAAAAGUGGAUCCGUAUACGGGCGAACCUGUAAGGGACGCCAAAGGACUGUGCAUGCCCUGCAAACCGAAUGAACCGGGAGUUUUCAUCGGGAAAAUCAUUCCUAACAAUCCUUCCAGAGCGUUUUUAGGUUAUGUCGACGAGGAGGCUUCGAAAAAGAAGAUAGUUCAUGACGUCUUCAAUCACGGCGAUUCAGCCUUUUUGUCGGGAGACAUAUUGGUAGCGGAUGAGUUAGGAAAUUUGUUCUUCAAGGAUCGGACGGGAGAUACGUUUAGAUGGAAAGGAGAAAACGUAUCAACGUCUGAAGUUGAGGCAGUUAUAAGCAAUUUAGUGGAUUACAAAGAUGUCGUGGUUUACGGAGUUGAGAUCAGGGGCCAGGAAGGUCGCGCUGGAAUGGCGGCCAUAUUGGAUCCGGAAGAAAGCAUCGAUUUGAAGAAAUUAGUCGAUGGCUUGAAGAAAACAGUACCGACGUACGCUAGGCCCAUUUUCGUGAGGAUCCUCGGAAAAAUUGAUUUGACAGGUACAUAUAAAAUGAAGAAGAACGACUUGCAAAAUGAAGGCUUCGACCCAUCAAAAAUCAGUGAUAAUAUUUAUUACUUGAGUAGCUCUACAGGCAUUUACGAAAAACUCUCUCCACAAAUUUAUAAUGAUAUUAAUAAUGGAACUGUUAGGGUAUGAUAACAUUCAUUUAUUUGUUAAUGCUUUGCUCUUUAUGCAACUGUGAUUCUAAAAAAACUGGGCUGGUUUUGUCGAUUAGGAUCGUAAUGGGAAUCUGCUACAUUUCUUUUCCUAAGAAGGCAUUCGAAUUUUUAUAUUAGUCUACGAAUAUUCUCUCGAAUAUAUAGGGUGAAUAAUUGUGAAAUCCUGACGGUGUCAGAUUUGGUUUAUAUAAUCGAAGACGGUAGGUAAUUCAGUUUGGAAAGAAACCUUUAGAUUAAAGGGGGCUUUUUUAUUCACUCAUUUGUAAAACGAAUUGAGAGAUCUAGAAAUUUUUAUGAAACAUUUUAUUUCGAUAGAUUUUAGGUGUAUUUCCUUGAUCUGCUGUGUCAGUGAUGCAAAAGAAAGUUUUUAUGUAAUUAUCUAAGACUGCCAAAAACGAUACCAUCGAGAAUCUUGAAAAUUUGUUGCACCCACCGUUACUGUUGACUGUGUAUACACUUGUUUUUUGUUGAAUCUCAUAGUGUCAACAGAUAGAAUGUUGAAUCUGAAGAAUGGAUGUUUUUUCCAUGAUAUUGUACAAAUUUAUAUUACAUAUUUUUAUAUGCAGUUUUAAGGCAUUAGCAACUCUUUUUUGUCAUAUGGUUGUGUUCUUUUAUAGCUAUUGUUUUCCAUAAAUAUAUUAUUGUUUUCUCCAGUG
Molecule: messenger RNA, 2989 nt
Organism: Leptinotarsa decemlineata (Colorado potato beetle)
Lineage: Eukaryota; Metazoa; Arthropoda; Insecta; Coleoptera; Chrysomelidae
Gene: Fatp1
Product: Fatty acid transport protein 1
Biological process (GO): long-chain fatty acid import into cell; long-chain fatty acid metabolic process
Cellular component (GO): endoplasmic reticulum membrane; plasma membrane
Molecular function (GO): long-chain fatty acid transmembrane transporter activity; long-chain fatty acid-CoA ligase activity
Source: RefSeq, a predicted model, not a curated record